CUUUUAGACAGCGUCUAUGUCACUCAUUGUCAAAUGUGAAAUUUCAUAAAAAUGUAUUUACCAUAAAUUUCGGCAAACAUAUUUUUUCAACAAAAUUUUAAAAUGCCCACAGGUCAGAAAAUCUAUCAUUUGGAUAACAUUCUCGAAGCACGCAAAAUUCGCCCUGAAAUUGAAGCACGCUGGGUAGAAGUCGAACAAACUCCAGACCUUUUCCGUUACAAACUGAACGUCCAAAAACGGCGUAUAAUUGAUGGGGAGUACGGAUAUAUACUUGAAUUGAAUGCUGAACGCGGUACAAAACGACGUAAACCAAUGGUAAUGGACACCCUGAAACCACCAGUUAAUGAAGAGGAUUUUAACUUUACCGCUAUCAAGCCAGAGGAGAAGUUAUUAGGCAUCAAAUUCAAGGAUUAUAUUGUGUCGGUACUCAUCAAUGCUAGCCCGGUCACAAGGUAUCAUUGCUUGCUGGUCCUGAAACUGGAGGAAAAACUUCCGCAAAUUCUGACUUUCGCGGCAAUACAAUUUGCAAUCCGAUUAGUACGAGUCCUUAAUACUUUGGAUUACAAAGUUGGAUUUAAUAGCCCCGGAGCUGGAGCAUCUGUGAAUCAUCAGCAUCUGCAUCUUAUCUACUCGCCAAGCGAGUAUUUCGUUCAAACAGCUGAAAUAACCAGGCUCCGGUCAGGAAUCUACCGCCUCAGUCCCAAGUACGCCGUCAGAGCCAUUUGCUUCGUAUUGCACGAUUCAACUUUUGAGGAAUUCGAAACCGAAUCCGCCGAACGUGUUUACAAACUAGUCCGAUAUAUGAUCGACAAAUCCAUUCCGCAUAACUUGUUCAUUACAUUGGCGAAAUGCGAGCACAACAAGGAAAUGAGGAUUUUCAUUUUUCCACGCAAUGAGAUAAAGCUCAUAAAGGAUGUGAAUGAACUCAACAUAUCUUAUUGUGAAUAUGCUGGAUUCUUUCCACUACCAAACAGCCAACUAUAUGAUACUCUAGACGAAAAAACUAUUUUGGACGCUAUAAAGGAACAACAGUCAUGGGCCUUCGACCGACUUCUAGCCGUGGUUACCAAUACAAAAUUUUUUCCACACAGGCAAAAGCGACGGCAGUCGUCCGGACAAAUUUAAAGGGACUCGUUUGGAAAUAGAUACAGCAGUUUAUCUUAAUUCUGCUUUAAUGGAUGAAAAAUUAUCAGAACUGAAGAAAAAAUUAUACUGAAGUUUCACAAUAAAAGCAUUUUAAAUUUAGAUCGUUA
This is a messenger RNA of Hermetia illucens (black soldier fly), 1253 nucleotides long. RefSeq names its product GDP-D-glucose phosphorylase 1-like. NCBI's taxonomy places the organism in Eukaryota, Metazoa, Arthropoda, Insecta, Diptera, Stratiomyidae. Gene Ontology annotation, molecular function: GDP-D-glucose phosphorylase activity. Gene Ontology annotation, biological process: glucose metabolic process. The record is from RefSeq and is a predicted model, not a curated record. The coding region runs from base 103 to 1125 and encodes 340 amino acids. The transcript is spliced from 4 exons. Gene Ontology annotation, cellular component: cytoplasm.